GCGGGCGGAGGGAAGGGGCGGCCAUGGCUGAGGAGGCGGCCGCCAAGUUGCGGCUGAAGCCGAGGAAGGCGCCGCCCGCCUGGAGCCGCGAGCCCAGCCCCGGCCCGGAGCCGCCGCGCCGGACAGUGGCUGGCAGAUGUUCCUGGCUUGAAAAAGAUGACUUAAAUGAGUGUGAAAAGCCGUGGAUGUUGUUACUGAAAGACAUCAGUCAAGAUUUACAGUGCACAAACUGGCAAACAGUUCCCAGCUUUCCGGAGUUCUUGGGAAAGAGCUCUGAGGAAGAGAGUCUACGACAACAAGAAGUCUUUACAGUCGGAAUGAAAGACUUUCAGUGGGUGUCAUUCCCAUCUUAUUGCGAAGAAAAACAUCUAAACCCAAAGGAUCUUGGCUCCUCUGAGCUCACACAGAGCCAGAACAACCUUUUACCUGAAGGAUGGGGCCAAGCAGAUAGACUGAAUAGUUUACCUUCCACAGCUGAGGAAACAGGCUGUGCAACUACUGCAGGUACAGUCAAAAACAUGGUUGAGGAAGAUACCCAAGGUAUUGCAAAACUGGCUGCAAGCCCUAAACCCUGUAAAGUCCCUCAAGGCAUAAGUUCUGCGCGUCCCUCGGCACUGUUGCAAAGCCGUGCAGAAGCGACAUGCUUCCAGCAGCAGUGCCGAGAGGCCGUGCAGCACAGCAGGGACAACAGGAAAGAGGACGAUGGGAAAGAGCUGCACCUACCAACUCGCAGAGGGAACGCUUCACUCAGUGGGGCCAGAGAGGUGUCUGCUGAAGGGACGCCGCCUCCUGUACCAGGAACCAAAAGCUGCAAGGAGACUGAAAACCAGAGUGAAGGAGCUUCAACUCUAGACAGCUGUCCAAUGUGUCUGCUUCGUUUCAGUGGAACGCUGUCACAGCUGGAUAUCGAUGGCCAUCUUGCUAGAUGCUUGUCUGAAAGUGCAGAUGAUGUGAUGUGGUGAAUUCAGAAGAGUGAAAAGGAAGGGGAAAAGGUCGAGGAUGAACCCUCCUCAAAGGAAAAAAGUGU
Cuculus canorus (common cuckoo) is the source of this 1027-nucleotide messenger RNA. It is a transcript of the gene FAAP20, whose product is annotated as FA core complex associated protein 20. The transcript has 4 exons. Bases 24 to 962 code for a protein of 312 amino acids. NCBI's taxonomy places the organism in Eukaryota, Metazoa, Chordata, Aves, Cuculiformes, Cuculidae. The record is from RefSeq and is a predicted model, not a curated record. Gene Ontology annotation, molecular function: ubiquitin binding.